Molecule: messenger RNA, 3257 nt
Organism: Closterium sp. NIES-67
Lineage: Eukaryota; Viridiplantae; Streptophyta; Zygnematophyceae; Desmidiales; Closteriaceae
Source: the annotation of a GenBank genome assembly
AGACGUGAGCGUGUGGGAUGACGCGCGUGGAACCCGUUUCAGCGGCAGCACCUCCCCAGCUGCAGCGACGGCGCCUCUGCAACGGCGCCUCUGCCGCAGCAGCUCGGCGUGCAGGAGGACUGCCUCCCUCCUGCAUGCCCUGCUGACCACUGCACCUCGGUACUGCAGAAACGGCACCUCGGCUGCAGCAUCACUUCAGUGUGGCUACAGCAGCAGACGUGAGCGUGUGGGAUGACGCACGGCACAGGGGGUCACAGUGCUGUGACCGCCUGUGAGUGCCCUGCUGACCACUGCUAACUCUGCUGUUGGUGGUGGCUGCAGCGCUCGGGGGAGCUCCUGUUGGUGGGAGUUUUGCUGGAGCCCUGCUGACCACUGCACCGGCCCCUGUUGGUGGGAGGGUGUGCUGCUGCUGCUGCUGCUGCUGCUGGAGCCCUGCUGACCACUGCACCUGCCCCUGCUGACCACUGCACCGGCCCCUGCUGACCACUGCACCGGCCCCUGCUGACCACUGCACCGGUCUCUGUUGCUGGCGGCUGUGGCGCUCGAGGGGGCAGCGCUGCUUGAGGGGAGUGGAGGUGCUCUGGCUGGCGGCUGGUGUGGAGGCGGCUGUGGCGCUGGAGAGGCGUGGAGGUGCAGAGCUUGUGGGAACAGCGGAGGGACCAGCGGUGGGAGCAGCGGAGGGAGCAGCGGAGGGAGCAGCGGUGGGAGCAGCGGUGGGAGCAGCGACACUCGAGGGAGUUAUUGCUGACAUGGACGGACGCUGGCUGGCUGCCUCUGCACUACACACGGCUAAGAACCCUCUUACCCUUCCCUAUUCCAAUUUACGUUACUUUCCGCUGUCUUUGUAUGUCCGUAACCUGUUUCUUUGAUCGCGCGGAAAUUUGAGGGAGGGUGCAAAAUUUGAACCUGUUUCCAACAGAAGGGAGGGUGCAAAAUUUGAACGAGGGAUCAUUGGCGCGUGGCGAUGGUAGCACAUGGCACUGGGGCGGCUGGGCUCAUACAGAGUCGCAGGGGGAUAGAACGCAUUCAUUCAUUCUCUUACCUAGUCCCCCUCGCGUGCUAGCUCCAUGCCAUGGUGCUGUGGGCUACCAUCGCCCUUGUGCUUUUCGCAGUGUGUUACCACUUUGCUUUUCGUUAUCAAUUUCGCCUCUUGUGAUCAUGCUUGCCUUGCUGCUUUUCGCUAUCACUUUCGCCUCUUGAUGCAUGUUUCGCAUGUUUCAUUUUCAUUUUCUCAUCGCAUGCCCUGGCCUAACUUCCUGCAUCCCCUUCCCCGAGUGCGUUUUCUCCCCAAGCCCCAGACCCUUGUCCCUGGCCAGAGGGAGGGAGGGCAGCAGAUGCAGAGGCCCCAACCAGCAGCACCGUGCGCAACAUCAGCAGCAGCAGCAGCACCACCAUCCGCAACAUCAGCAGCGCCAGCAGCAGCAACAGCAGUUCCCGUUUCUCGUGGCACGUUUCUCCUCCCCUCAAACUGGAACCCAAUGCAGACGGGAAGACGCCAAGGCUCUGAGCCUGGAGGCGCCUCCUUUUCCCAUGGCAGCAGUGUGCGUCGGUGCUAAGGCAGGGCUGGAGGAGAGCACUGCUGCACUGGCAGAAGGCGGCAGCAGCAGUGGCGGGAGCUGCAGCAAGGGGAGGGGGCAGCUCUGGCGGGCGUUGCUGCACUGGCAGAAGGAGACGCCUCCAUUUCCCACGGCAGCAGUGUGCCGGUGCUAAGGGGAGCGCGGCGCUGCAGGCGGGAGUGUGGAGCAGAGGGGAGCGCAAGGCAUCCUCCCUCCACCCAUCCUCCACCCACCACCCACCACCCACCAUCCACCAUCCACCAUCCUCCAUCCUCCAUCCUCCAUCCACCAUCCACCAACCUCCCUCCAUCAUCCUCCCUCCACCACCCACCAUCCACCAUCCUCCAUCCAUCAUCCUCCCUCCACCAUCCUCCAUCCACCAACCUCCAUCCACCAUCCACCAUCCUCCCUCCAUCAUCCUCCCUCCACCACCCUCCAUCCACCAACCUCCAUCCACCAUCCUCCAUCCACCAUUCUCCCUCCACCAUCCUCCCUCCACCAUCCUCCCUCCACCAUCCUCCCUCCACCAUCCUCCAUCCCCCAUCCUCCAUCCACCAUCCUCCCUCCACCAUCCUCCCUCCACCAUCCUCCAUCCACCAUCCUCCAUCCACCAUCCAGCAGCACUGGUGGGCGCUGCAGCAAGGAGGGGGCAGCACUGGUGGGCGCUGUUGCACUGGGCAGAAGGAGGUGCCUCCUUUUCCCGUGGCAGCAGUGUGUGCCGUCGCUAAAGGGAGCGCAUCUCGGCAGGAGGGAGGGGGGAGCAGAGGAGCAGAGGAGCAGAGGAGGAGAGGGCAGAGGAGAGCGAAGGCCUGCGGAGGAGGAGGCAGCUGCGACCCAUCCUCCCUCCACCAUCCUCCCUCCACCAUCCUCCCUCCACCAUCCACCAUCCUCCCUCCACCAUCCUCCCUCCACCAUCCACCAUCCUCCCUCCACCAUCCACCAUCCUCCCUCCACCAUCCACCAUUCUCCCUCCACCAUCCACAGUCCACUGCCCACCACCAUCGUGUAGCAGAGAGGAGGGGAUAGGGGGAGCGUAGAAGAGCGGCGUUGCAGGGGGUUUACCCAUGAGCCGAUGGGGUGGUGGAGGGCGGAGCUGGGACGAGGGGGGGUGAUGAGCGCACGCCCAACAAGGCUCCCAGAGUUGUCCGAGCAUGCUGGGUGGACGGUAGAGGGUUCCCCCAUGAGCCGAUGGGGUGGUGGAGCGCGGAGCUGAAGGGGCGUUGACCCGCGAGGAGGAGUGAUGGAGGGUUGAGAGACUGGGGCGGCGGGCCAAGGGGAGGCAGCUGCGGCAGAGAGGAGGGAUGCUGAAGCAGAGACGGCAGGUGAAGCAGAGAUGGCAGGUGAAGCAGAGAUGGCAGGUGAAGCAGAGACGGCAGGUGAAGCAGAGAUGGCAGGUGCAGCAGAAGGUGACGCUAAGGGAGAGAGUGCAGAGGGGGUGAGCUGAAGCAGAGGAUGCAGCUGUAGCAGAGGAUGCAGCUGUAGCAGAGGAUGCAGCUGUAGCAAAGGACGCAGAGGGGGGAGGCUGAAGCAGAGAAGGAAGCUGAAGAAGAGGGGGAAACCUCGAGCAGAGGGGAGCAGAGGGGAGCAGAGGGGGGAUGUUGAAGGGGAGAGAGGAGCUGAAGUAUAGAAGGAAGCUGGAGCACCAGGUGUGGCUGAAGCAGAGGGGGGAAGCUGAAGCUGAGAAUCCAGCAGGGGAGUUGA